Messenger RNA from Orcinus orca (killer whale), 2510 nucleotides. It is a transcript of the gene TEX9, whose product is annotated as testis expressed 9. NCBI's taxonomy places the organism in Eukaryota, Metazoa, Chordata, Mammalia, Artiodactyla, Delphinidae. The record is from RefSeq and is a predicted model, not a curated record. The transcript is spliced from 10 exons. The coding region runs from base 16 to 972 and encodes 318 amino acids.
AAGUAGAAUCACCUAAUGUUUUUUUUUAGGGAGGACAGCAAGAAUGAGGGACAGGAAACAGAGAGACGGGGCGUUUCAGGGACUCCGCUUCCACCACGCGUUCAGCAGCCUGCCACACCUCGUCGGGACCUCCUCGCCAAGGAGGAAGAAUAUAAGCGUUUAAAUGCAGAAUUAGAGGCAAAAACGGCUGAUCUGGUUCGACAAGCUGAGGAAGUAAUAAGAGAUCAGCAAGAAGUACGAUCUCAGUCUAUUUCAACACAAAUUAAAUCAUAUGAAGAGGAAGAUGAUUACAGUUUAAGACAUCCAUUAUUGUCUGAAGGGACAGUUGAUUUACGUUCAGAAACUAAGCCAAAGACCAACAACGUUGAUCCAAUAAACAAAGUUCAAAACAAAUUACACUCUGCAAGUAAAGGAAGGAAAUCAAAUUCAAGAGUAAAAUUGAAAUACUCUGAUGUACAAACUGCCAGCGAUGUUGCCAUUCCAGAGGAUUUCUCAGACUUUUCUCUUGCAAAAACAAUUAGCAAAAUUGAAGGGCAACUGGAAGAAGAAGGCUUACCUAAUUAUAUAGAUGAUGGUAUUUUUUGUGGUGUUAGUGAAGACAUUGGAACAGAAGCACAGAUCAGAUUUCUGAAGGCCAAACUCCAUGUUAUGCAGGAGGAAUUGGAUAAUGUUGUAUGUGAAUGCAAUAAAAAGGAGGAUGAAAUUCAGGAUUUAAAGUCUCAACUGAAAAAUUCUGAAGGAGAUUGUAUGAGACAGCAGCGGACAAUUAAUUUGCAACAGUCUCAAACAGAAAAGUAUAAAACUCUUUUUGAAGAAGCAAGCAAGAAAUGUGAUGGAUUACAGCAACAGUUGUCUUCAGUAGAAAGGGAGGUGAAUCAAAAAAGAUCUUGCUAUGAUUUAUGUCAAAGAGUGUUCUUCCUAUGUUUUCCUCUAAGAGUUUUAUGGUAUCCAGUCUUACAUUUAGAUCUUUAAUCCAUUUUGAGUUUAUUUUUGUGUAUGUUGUUAGAGAAUGUUCUAAUUUCAUUCUUUUACAUGUAGCUGUCCAGUUUUCCCAGCACCACUUAUUGAAGAGACUGUCUUUUGUCCAUUGUAUAUUCUUGCCUCCUUUGUUAUAGUUUAGGAGACCAUAGAUGCGUGGGUUUAUCUCUGGACUUUCUAUCACAACUCCAACAAAGAGAGCCCCUGCUUCCCCACAGCUCCAACAGGAGUCUUGAGGUUGAUUCCCAUUAGUUUGUCCCCAAACCAAUUACUUUAGCUUUGCAGACUCAGCACUGGACAAGCUUUGGUCGGGUGUUGAGCUCUGGACAUGGGAACAGAGGUGGGUGGGAAAUGAAGUCCAUCCCUCCUAGUCACAUGGACUGAGAGUGGCUAAGGGUUGGGUCCCGAAAGAAGAAAAGAGGAUCUAUUAUCUAGAAAAACAACCUUUCCUGAACCUACCAUUCUUAGGAAGAAACUAGAACUUGGUCUCUUGGUACAACUCAGACCAGGUAAAUGCAGGUGAAAGUAUCCAACCCAGAGCGAUCCAUUCACCCAUAAUUGGAGACAUCAGUCUGCAGGCUCACUCGCUUAUCUCCAUCAUGCCAUGGAUAAAUGAUACUUUUGUGCACUGACCUUGAUCUGUUGGACAAGUUCCCCCAACCUGUUGCACAACCCCAGGGUACUGCUUAGACUAGCCCUCUCCAUGGGGUGUUCCCAGGAACGCAAAAAUGGUCCUUUGAUCUAUAUUCCUGUUUUUGUGCUAGUACCAUACUGUUUUGAUUAGUGUGGCUUUGUAAUAUAGUCUCAAGUGAGGGAGCCUGUUUCCUACAGCCCUGUUUUCCUUUUUCAACAUUGCUUUGGCGUUCGGUGUCUUUUGUGUUUCCAUACAAAUUGUAAAAUUAUUUGUUCUAAUUCUGUAAAAAAUGCUCUGUAAAGAAUCAAUGACAAUGUUGAUUCUUCCAAUCCAAGAAUAUGGUAUAUCUCUCCAUCUGUUUGUGCUAUCUUUGAUUUCUUUCAUCAGUAUCUUAUAGUUUUCGGAGUACAGGUCUUUUGCCUGCUUAGGUAGGUUUUAUUCCUAGGUAUUUUAUUCUUUUGGAUGCCAUGGUAAAUGGGAUAUUUUUCUUUAAUUUCUCUUUCUGAUCUUUCAUUGUUAGUGUAUAGGAGUGCCAGAGAUUUUUGUGUAUUAAUUUUGUAUCCUGCAACUUUACCGAAUUCAUUGAUGAGCUCUAGUAGUUUGCUGGUAGUAUCUUUAGGAUUUUCUAUGUAUAGUAACAUGUCAUCUGCAAACAGUGACAGUUUUACUUCUUCUUUUCCAAUUUGAAUUCCUUUUGUUUCUUCUUCUUCUCUGAUUGCCGUGGCUAGGACUUCCAAAAUUGGAAUAAAAGUGGUUGAAAGUGGACAUCCUUGUCUUGUUCCUGAUCUUGUUGAAUAAAAGUGGUGAGAGUGGACAUCCUUUUCUUGUUCCUGAUCUUAGAGGAAAUGCUUUCAGAUUUUCACUGUUAAGAAUGAUGUUUGCGUGGAUUUGUCAUAUA